This is a messenger RNA of Galeopterus variegatus (Sunda flying lemur), 1977 nucleotides long. It is a transcript of the gene CBX3, whose product is annotated as chromobox homolog 3. The record is from RefSeq and is a predicted model, not a curated record. Gene Ontology annotation, molecular function: chromatin binding. The coding region runs from base 334 to 864 and encodes 176 amino acids. Lineage: Eukaryota; Metazoa; Chordata; Mammalia; Dermoptera; Cynocephalidae. The transcript is spliced from 5 exons. Gene Ontology annotation, cellular component: pericentric heterochromatin; nucleus. Gene Ontology annotation, biological process: negative regulation of transcription by RNA polymerase II; chromatin organization.
AGGACUAUCUCGGCCCCUCCCGGAAACACCCGAAGGGACUUCUAGUUAACAAAUUACAGUUCGCGCUGCACCGACCUAACCCUGGGCAACGUCUCUGGGGCUGACCCUCGAGUUUAGGAGAGGUCUUUCCAGAGGGUGGUCCGAGAGGAGCACUCGUUCUUAGUUUCCCACUUGCCCCGACCCCCGGGCGCGAGGAAGUGGGCGGAGUCCGGUUUUGGCGCCAGCCAAGGCUGCUACGAAGCAGAAAAGCCUCCGCCGAGAGGACGCUGGUCUCCACCCUCUCCCCUCCUUCCCUCUCCCUCCCCUCGCGGGGCACCCGACGCCACGCCGCGAAUGCAAAAAAUGGGAAAGAAACAGAAUGGAAAAAGUAAAAAAGUCGAAGAGGCAGAGCCUGAAGAAUUUGUGGUGGAAAAAGUACUGGACCGACGUGUAGUGAAUGGGAAGGUGGAGUAUUUCCUCAAGUGGAAGGGAUUUACAGAUGCUGACAAUACUUGGGAACCUGAAGAAAAUUUAGAUUGUCCAGAGUUAAUUGAAGCAUUUCUUAAUUCUCAAAAAGCUGGUAAAGAGAAAGACGGUACAAAAAGAAAAUCUUUAUCGGACAGUGAAUCGGAUGAUAGCAAGUCAAAGAAGAAAAGAGAUGCUGCUGACAAACCAAGAGGCUUUGCCAGAGGCCUUGAUCCUGAAAGAAUAAUUGGUGCCACAGACAGCAGUGGAGAACUGAUGUUUCUCAUGAAAUGGAAAGAUUCAGAUGAGGCAGACUUGGUGCUGGCAAAAGAGGCAAAUAUGAAGUGUCCUCAAAUUGUAAUUGCUUUUUAUGAAGAGAGACUAACUUGGCAUUCUUGUCCAGAAGAUGAAGCUCAAUAAUUGUUUGCAUUGCUUUUUAUAUAUAUUUAUAUAUAUAUAUAAAAUCUGGGUCUUAGUUUUUGAUUUACUAGUGUGAAGAAAUAACUACAUUCUAAUGAAAAUCAAGUUUGAUGUGUUUGUUUUGAAAGUAGUAUUGGGGGAGUUGUUGAGUUCUUUUGCAUCAAUAGCACUGGUUACUUUGAACAAAUAAAUAAAAGCUUUCUGUAGUUGCCUCCUUUAUCAGAAAAGGACAUUUGAUUCCAUAGUAUAUUAUUUCCUCUGCAUUAGAGAACAUCUUUUCUAAAUGUUGGGGGAAAUUUCCAUAGUCAUUACUCAGUCAGAACUUAUGUUUAACUCAUAUGCCUAAGGACCAUUCUGGGUUUGUUUUUUUGUGUGUGUGUAUAAAAAAUACAUAUACAAAUGGCUUUUUUUGUUUAUUUGCUUUUAACAUUCACCAAAGCAAAAACCAUGGGGUAAGCUCACAUUUCUGAGAUGCCAUCAUUCUGAACAACCUAAGAAAUAAGUCACUUCAAGUUGAAUUUUUUCUGAAGCCAUAACCUUUCAAAUUAAAUAGAUGAUUCUGUAAUUGGAUAAUUUAAAAGCAGAUCCAUAUCAGAAUCCAUAUCUAUAUCUAUAAUUUAUAAGUGCAACCAUUUAUUUGCAAAAUUCGUCACUACCAACAACCUACCCAGAUGAGGAAACUGGACAAAUCCUGGUGUUUUAAUCAGCUAAGCAAGACUCAGUUAAAAGGACAUUUAAAGAUUCCUCUGGUGAGCCAUUCCUUUACAAAAAGUUGAAAUCCCUGUGUUGUAUUGACUAAAAGUUCAUGACUUAUGGAAUAUCUAAGACUUGGCUCAUGAAAACAUAGUCACGCGGUUAGAGAUGUUGGCACUUUAGCAUCUGCUGGCAUAAAUGGGUAGACAAACUUGUAAACCAAACUAUCAACCUGCAUGGUUUUUGUUUAUCCCUACUCAUUCCUUACAUGUAGGCUCAAAUCUUGCAGUAUUUGGGUUACUGGUUCAGCAGAAGCCAGGAAAACGAUAACUUUGUAGUAAUCAGAAUGUUACCCAACUGUAUAUUGUUUAUUGUAAAUACUGGUGAGCAGUGGUCAAUAAAUAGUUUUAUAUUCCUUUA